AUGUGCCGUCAGCUAAAGCGUCGGGCCGCAGGUCAAAAAUGGGAGCGUAUUCCCUUCACGGACGAGAAGAUAUUCACCAUCGAACAGGCGCACAAUCACCAAAAUGACGGAAGCUGGUCGGCUGAAGCUCCAGGUACAUCUGCAAUAAUCGAGCGCCGUCAAUGUGAGCAGUCUUUAAUGGUUUGGGGAGGAAUAUGCGCCACCGGCAAAAUACCCCUUAUUUUCAUCGAUCAAGGGGUCAAAAUCAAUCUGGAAGUGUACCGCCGGGACAUUUUGGAAACUGUUGUGCUUCCUUGGGACCAGCAGCACUUCGGCGAUACGGAGUGGACGUUUCAACAGGAUUCAGCGCCAGCCCAUAGAGCCAAAUUGACUCAGGACUGGUGCAAAGCCAAUUUUCCGGACUUUAUCAUAUCCAGUGAAUGGCCACCUUACUCGCAAGAUCUUAGUCCGAUGGACUACAGUGUAUGGUCUACUUUGGAGUCCAGGGCAUGUGCUAAACGCCACAUAAGUUUGGAGGCGCUGAAGCAAUCAUUGCUCCAAGAAUGGGAUCGAUUAUCGAAGUAG
Molecule: messenger RNA, 564 nt
Organism: Drosophila kikkawai
Lineage: Eukaryota; Metazoa; Arthropoda; Insecta; Diptera; Drosophilidae
Source: RefSeq, a predicted model, not a curated record